AUGUAUCCAAUAAAGAGACCAAAAAUUGAAAAUGAUGAGGAGGAAGUGGAUGAAGAAAUUAAAUUUAGAAGAAGAGGGGGUAGUGGAGGGGAAACUGAUGAAGUUACCGAUGAAAUGAUGUUACAACUACUUCAACGUUGGGAGGGUGAAAAUGGACAUAAUGGGGAGGAAUUAAUGGGUGUUAAUGAACAGCGGCAACAACAAACUUGUAGUAAUAAACAGGAAAAUAAUAAUAAUGUUGGUACGAAAGAAGGAGAAAAACAUAGUCAUACUAGUGGUUCAGCAAGCCCAGUUUCUCUCCAUAACGCAACAACUUCUAAUUGUAAUAUAGUAACUACCUCAUUGCCCGAAGGUUUUGUUCGCCCAACAAUUGAUAAUCAAAAAUCUUUUUUGCUUCAAUCAUUUACAAUUAGAACCGUUUCUUCUGAGGGCGAUUCAACUACUUCAUCUUCCCAAUCUCCCCUUCCAGAAGAACUCGUUGCUUAUUUACCUGUUAGAUCAAUGUUGCUAGAACCGUUGAAAUUGACUUUGGAAUUAAGGCCUAAUCCACAAAAUACUGAUUCUUUGAUUCGUGAUCAACAGCUUCAACAUUUAGAAAAUCAAAAACCGAUUCUCAGAAAAAUGGAAAAUUUUGAAAUGUGCGAUAAUAAUAGUUAUGGAGCUGGAAAUGAAGUAGUACCCAGCAGUGUGCCAUAA
Messenger RNA from Meloidogyne enterolobii, 696 nucleotides. Lineage: Eukaryota; Metazoa; Nematoda; Chromadorea; Rhabditida; Meloidogynidae. The record is from the annotation of a GenBank genome assembly.